Messenger RNA from Alligator mississippiensis (American alligator), 942 nucleotides. RefSeq names its product olfactory receptor 1052-like. Gene Ontology annotation, biological process: G protein-coupled receptor signaling pathway; sensory perception of smell. Gene Ontology annotation, molecular function: G protein-coupled receptor activity; olfactory receptor activity; odorant binding. Gene Ontology annotation, cellular component: membrane. The transcript has a single exon. The record is from RefSeq and is a predicted model, not a curated record. Bases 1 to 942 code for a protein of 313 amino acids. Lineage: Eukaryota; Metazoa; Chordata; Crocodylia; Alligatoridae.
AUGGAGAGAAACUGUACUGGAUUGACUGAGUUCAUUCUCCUUGGGCUAACAGACCAACCACAGCUGCAAGGUGUGAUUUUUGCUGUGUUCCUUUUCAUCUAUGCUUUUACUGUGGUGGGCAAUCUUGGAAUGAUCGAAUUAAUCAGGACCAGCUCACGCCUUCACACCCCCAUGUACUUUUUCCUCAGCAACCUGUCACUGGUUGACUUCUGCUAUUCCUCCACCAGUGCCCCUCAGACACUGGUCAACUUCAUGGCAAGUAAGAAAACAAUCUCCUUUGCUGGCUGUACUGUCCAAUUUUUCUUUAUUUGUUUUUUUAUUAGCAUAGAGGGCUGCCUCUUGGCUGCUAUGGCAUAUGACCGUUUAGUAGCAAUAAGCAACCCAUUACUUUAUACAGUCAUUAUGCACAAGAAAGUUUGUAUUCAGCUGGUAAUUAGCUCAUAUUUUUGUGGCUGUGUGAAUGCAGUGGUACAAACCAGCAGCAUCUUCACCCUCUCCUUCUGUAGACCUAACAUAAUUGACCACUUCUUCUGUGAUAUUCCUCCUGUCCUAAAACUCUCCUGCUCUGAUACAAAAACCACUGAAAUUGUGCUUUUUAUCUUUUCCAUUGUGGUGGUGACGAGCACUGCUGUCAUGAUCUUCAUCUCCUAUGCAUACAUCUUCUCUGCCAUCUUGCAUAUUCACUCUGUGGAGGGCAAGCACAAAGCCUUUUCAACCUGUGCUUCCCACCUGACUUCUGUCACCAUUUUGUAUGGGACUGUGAUCUUCAUGUAUCUGCGUCCCAACUCUAAAUAUGCCCAGCAAAAAGACAAAGUUGUUUCUGUGUUCUAUACUCUCGUGAUCCCCAUGCUGAACCCCUUGAUCUACAGUCUAAGGAACAAAGAGGUGAAGGAUGCCCUGAGAAAGUAUGCAGGCAGAACAAGAUGUUCACAAGCAACAUAA